AUUUUUCAAAUCUUACACGGAAUUAAAAGAUAUAAGAUACUAGAUCCAUACUCGGAUCCGUAAGAAUAUCUGUUUUGAAUCGUGAACUUGAUGUGUGAAUAUUAAGAUCUUUGUUAAACUUAAAAUGGUUAAAUUAACAGAUGGAUCACAUGGAGGUGACAAACCGUCUAAACCAACAGAGGUCAAGACUUCAUCUGUUGAUGUUGAAAAGAUUUCUGCUCGAGCUACAAUGGCCAAAUCUCGAGAAUAUCCUAAUUUUCCUAGCUCACAGACGGGUGGUGUGAUGCCUAUGAGCAUUCGAAGUAGAUUUGAACAUGAACGACAGAGACUAACGGACGAUUUUACUGAUAAAUGGAGAAAAUGGAGAGCUCAAUGGAUUAAAGAUCAAACCCUUCACCCUUCUGAACCGAGACAUGUUGAAGCUUUGGAACGUGAAUUAUAUAAUCCCAUCCGAAGAGCUUAUCGAGCUCCAUGGAAUUGGUUUGAAAGGCAAUUGACUAAUUACGUUAGUCAUCAUCGUGCCAAUGUUAUAAGACGUUCUAUCACUUAUUUAAUUGGAAUCUAUGGCGUUACUUUUUGGUUGUACUAUAUAGCCAAAUAUAAACAAAGAACCUGGGAAGAUGGAAGUAGAUCAUCAUGGCCAAUGUUUAUAUUUCGUAGAGAAACGGCUUUACCUGGUGAUCCUGCUUAUCCAUCAGUGGGUUAUAAAUUCAAGAAGCAAGAGUUUGCUGAUUUAGGAUUCUCUGAGAGAAAAGCCUUACGAUAUAAAGACCCUAAUGAAAAUAACUAGAACUUGUAAUAUUUUUGGUUCGUUUGUUCAAAGAAUGGGCCAAAACAAUUUGAAAAGCACUGAAAAACCUUUGGAGCAAUCUAUUAAUAUUAGUCAAUUAAACAACAGUCUUACAAUGACACUUUA
Messenger RNA from Tetranychus urticae (two-spotted spider mite), 916 nucleotides. RefSeq names its product NADH dehydrogenase (ubiquinone) B17 subunit (gene ND-B17). Lineage: Eukaryota; Metazoa; Arthropoda; Arachnida; Trombidiformes; Tetranychidae. Gene Ontology annotation, biological process: mitochondrial electron transport, NADH to ubiquinone. The record is from RefSeq and is a predicted model, not a curated record.